Messenger RNA from Struthio camelus australis, 2705 nucleotides. The record is from RefSeq and is a predicted model, not a curated record. NCBI's taxonomy places the organism in Eukaryota, Metazoa, Chordata, Aves, Struthioniformes, Struthionidae.
CUGGUGAAAAGAAUUUUGGAGAACAAUUUCUCCACUUGUAUCUUGUGGAAGGCAGACCAACAGUUCGAUUCAGCUGUGGACGGUCUCAGAACAUUCUGACUGUGUCCAUCAAUCAGUCCAUUAGCAAAGGUAUACUUGUCCCUAUCAUAAUAAGCUAUAUGUUGCCUGUUGGCAGUCCUGGAGGUGAGUGUAUGAUUGAAAUUUCUGCAAAUGGAAAUCCGCCUGUACAACACAGACUCUCUCUGUCAUAUCAAGCAUCUCAGAUCACCUUUGGAUCAAUCUUCCUUGGAAAUGUUCCUGUUCACGCAGAUGUUCAUCGAUGUGCUGGACAGAUACAUGGCUAUAAAGGAUGCAUUAGGGAUUUUCAAGUUAACAGCAAAGAGUUGUUCAUCAUAGAUGAGGCUCUUGGAGGAAGGAAUGUUGAGAACUGCAAUGUUCCAGUGUGUGAUUAUAAUCCAUGUCGCAAUGGUGGGACCUGCACUAGUGAUGCAGAAAAUUGGUUUUGUGAAUGCCCUAAACUCUACACUGGAAAACUCUGCCAGUUCACGACUUGUGAUGAAAAUCCAUGUGGAAAUGGUGCUACAUGUUUUCCGAAGUCCAAGCAAGAUGUUGUUUGCCUUUGUCCAUACGGAAGAUCUGGAAUCCUCUGCAAAGACGCUGUUAGUAUUAGCCAGCCUAGUUUCAGUGGCACAGACGUCUUUGGCUAUACUUCAUUCCUAGCUUAUUCUACAAUCCCAAAUAUCACCUUCUACUAUGAAUUCCGCUUGAAAUUUCAGUUGAUAAACCACCGUUCAGCUUUACAAGAUAACUUGAUAUUUUUCACUGGACAGAAAGGCCAAGGUCUGAAUGGGGAUGAUUUCUUAGUGUUAGGUCUCCGUAAUGGCAGAGUAAUAUAUAGCUAUAAUCUAGGUUCUGGCACAGCAACGAUCAUUAGUAAACCGCUUGAUCUGACGCUCAAUAUGCAUGUCAUCCAUCUUGGCAGAUCUCUCCAAAAAGGCUGGCUGAAGGUGGAUGAUCAGAAGAAUAAAACUGUCACUUCUCCUGGGGGACUGGUUGGACUCAAUGUCUUCAGUCAGUUUUAUUUAGGAGGCUACCGUGAGUACACUCCAGAACUCCUACCAAAAGGAUCCAGAUUUAAGAACAGCUUUCAAGGUUGUAUUUUUGAUGUUCAAGUUCGCAGCAGCGAGAAUGAAGAGUUUAAAUCACCAGGAACUCCAGAAGGUCACCCCAAUGCUGGUCGUAGUGUUGGACAAUGUAAAGAUUCCCCAUGCAGUUUAAUAAAAUGCAGAAAUGGUGGGAAGUGUAUGGAAAGUGGCUCUACUGUUUACUGUGACUGCCUCACUGGAUGGAAAGGUGCAUUUUGCACAGAGACUGUGUCAGUUUGUGAUCCGGAACAUGAUCCCCCACAUCUGUGUAAACAAGGUGGUACCUGUGUGCCACUGCCAAAUGGCUACACAUGUCACUGUCCUCUUGGAACAACUGGCACCUAUUGUGAACAAGCUGUCUCCAUUAGCGAUCCAUCUUUCAGAAGUAAUGAAUCAUCAUGGAUGUCAUUUGCACCCUUUUAUAUCCGACAUAAGACCCACAUCAAGCUACAGUUUCAGCCUCUUUCUCCAGAUGGCAUCCUGUUCUACACCGCACAGCGUCUGAGCUCUCAGUCAGGUGACUUUCUAUGUAUAUCCUUAGUAAACGGAUUUAUACAAUUGCGCUUCAAUCUUGGAGACAAGACAGUCAUCCUGCAGACUUUUCAGAAAGUCCAUACAGAUGGAAGUACAUGGCAUUCUCUCAGAGCAGGAAGAGUCGGUAAUGAGGGCUACCUGGACCUGGACGGUGUCAACAUUACUCAGAAAGCUACUGCUGGAAUGAAUGCUCUAGACACACACACAGAUUUUUUCGUUGGAGGAGUGUCCUCUCUAAAUCUUGUCAAUUCAAUGGCAACAGAAAAUGAGCCCACAGGUUUCAGUGGCUGUAUACGAGAAAUUGUUAUAAAUAACAGAGAACUGAAACUUACUGUGACCGACCCAAAAGAUGGAGCCAACGUAGGUGACUGCGAUGGAACAGCUUGUGGGUACACGGUGUGCAAAAAUAACGGAACGUGUCAGGUUGAAGACUUGGGAUUUUCUUGCUCUUGCCCACAGCAGUGGGUAGGGAAUACAUGUGAACAAUCUAUUUACUGUUCACAAAACAGGUGUGGGUCUCAAGCUCUCUGUAUUCCUGAACCUAUUUUAUUUUCAUAUAUCUGUGUAUGCGCACUGGGGUGGUCAGGUAAGUACUGUGACCAAAAAAUCACAUUUUUUACAGCAAAGUUUGUUGGUAACUCCUACAUCAAAUACAUAGACCCACACUACAGAAAAAGAGACCUCCAGCAGAGCCGCAUUUCUUUAAAUUUUACUACCAAUCAAACUGAAGGCUUAAUAUUAUGGAUGGGAAAAGCUGAAGAUGAAGACAAUGAUUUCCUUGCUCUUGGUAUUGCCAAUGGAACAUUAAAAAUUGUAGUUAAUCUUGGAGAAAGAAUUUCUGUCCCUCUAAUUUAUAGUAAAUACUCCCUUUGUUGUGGAAGAUGGCAUGUUGUUACUGUAGUUCAAAACCAAACUUGUAUUAAGGUGUAUCUUGAUGAGGGUCCAAUUCUUUUUGAAGAUAUUGAUCCACAAAGAAAAUACACCGCUCUAAACUACGGAGGCAUCUGUUAUUUUGGUGGGUUUGAA